AUGGUGCGUAUUGCGAAGAGAGAUGUCAUAGCCGGUGGACAUGAAAGCCUAUGCACUCCAUAUGUGAUUGAGUAUCUUGAGGAGAUGCUUGAAAAGGAGAAGGUUGAGGAAGCUAAGGAUCCUAAUGACGAGUCUUCUCAGGUUGAUGCUUCUCAAAAUCAUCAAUCCCAAGAUCAUGCUUCUCUAGCUAAUCACAACUCGAGGCCUAAAAAGAAGUCCAAAAAGAAUCCAAAUGGUGAGUCUUCUCAGGUGGAUGCCGCUCAAGAUCAUCAAUCCCAAGAUCAUGCUUCUCAAGCUAAUCACAACUCGAGGCCUAAGAAGAAGUCCAAAAAGAAUCCAAAUGGUGAGUCUUCUCAGGUGGACAAUUGGGCUCAUGCUUCUCAAAUUCAUGCUUCUCAAGUUCAUGCUUCUCAGACUGAGAAUUGGGCUCCGUGGUAA
Microthlaspi erraticum is the source of this 438-nucleotide messenger RNA. NCBI's taxonomy places the organism in Eukaryota, Viridiplantae, Streptophyta, Magnoliopsida, Brassicales, Brassicaceae. The record is from the annotation of a GenBank genome assembly.